CCCAUACGGACCAAUCUCUCAUUUGCGAUAAUUAUACUUUCACACACAAGUGAUCAUGUCUCACAACCCUCGGAACUCCGUCGCUGUCACUGCAACUACAAUGACCACCGCGGCCGCGCUUUCAAUCACAACGCCGUUCGUACCGCCGCCAGACUGCGAAACCCAGUGGGAAACCACUACGUUGAGAAAGAUACCCUUCGUGUACUAUGCCCCUGCGUCAUCAUGUUACCCGUCCGGAUGGGGCAACUUGGAGCCUGGAAGUCGCCCCGGGUUCAGGCCGGGAGUUUGCCCCGAGGCAUGGAUCUACCGCAGGAUGCAGCAAGAUAUAGUUUACUCUUUUUCAACAGCUUACUGCUGCCAAAGUGGCUUUGGGCUCGAUUAUUAUUAUCAGGACCACCCUAUUUAUUCCCUGGUCCCGAAUCCUUGUGGAAUGACGGACACCAGGGAAACCGUCAAUCCUACCCAAACAUUGCACCAGGCCUGGCUUAUAACCUGGGAAAAAACCGACACGGCCACAUUGACACCGCAACUGCCCACGCUUACCAGCUCAAUGCGGGUACCAGAAUGGACACCCGGCGAGGUGAUCCCGGCUCACAAAUAUGACCAGCCCAAGGAGUCAGGCGUCCAGUGGUUUAGUGAGGAGUGGAUACGUUUCUUUAUGAUCGGGCUACCUAUCCUCUGCACUUCCUUUAUUGCGCUCUGUGUAUAUUGUUGCUGUGUGAGGAGGUGUCUAAGGAAGAGGCGGGAGAGAAAAGCAGCCUCGGCCUUACCCGCAGCCACAGGCGCAGACGUAGGCGAAGCCUCCAAUUAACUAACGGCGUAUAUAGUACCAGGAAGUUGUGUCUGUUUGCACUCUUAUUGCCUACCUCGCAAGCCUAGCUAUAGAGAGGUUCAAUACCCGUUCUAGCCCAAAUCCCCUCUUUCCGCUGAACAUUUCCAUUAGUGUUGC
Colletotrichum navitas is the source of this 949-nucleotide messenger RNA. RefSeq lists its product as uncharacterized. Bases 56 to 811 code for a protein of 251 amino acids. Lineage: Eukaryota; Fungi; Ascomycota; Sordariomycetes; Glomerellales; Glomerellaceae. The transcript has 2 exons. The record is from RefSeq and is a predicted model, not a curated record.